Acanthopagrus latus (yellowfin seabream) is the source of this 2128-nucleotide messenger RNA. It is a transcript of the gene napgb, whose product is annotated as N-ethylmaleimide-sensitive factor attachment protein, gamma b. NCBI's taxonomy places the organism in Eukaryota, Metazoa, Chordata, Actinopteri, Spariformes, Sparidae. Gene Ontology annotation, molecular function: syntaxin binding; soluble NSF attachment protein activity. The transcript is spliced from 12 exons. Gene Ontology annotation, cellular component: vacuolar membrane; SNARE complex. The record is from RefSeq and is a predicted model, not a curated record. Bases 130 to 1065 code for a protein of 311 amino acids. Gene Ontology annotation, biological process: intracellular protein transport.
UCCGUAACUGCGACAUUGGAUGACGUAGCGCCCGAGGAGGAGUUCCUGCUAAUCCAAACAUCGACGAAGCAGCGUCCACAGCUAUUUAUCUACAACAAAUUCGUUGUACCUCAUCGCCUAAUUAACAGUAUGGCUGCUCAGAAGAUAAACGAAGCCCACGAGCACAUAGCCAAAGCGGAAAAAUGCUUAAAGACAAGUCUGACAAAGUGGAAGCCCGAUUUUGACAGUGCUGCGUCGGAAUACGCCAAAGCAGCUGUGUGCUUCAAGAAUGCCAAGCAGUAUGACCAGGCAAAGGAUGCUUACCUGAAGGAAGCUGAAUAUCACACAGAGAACAAGACGCUUUUUCACGCUGCAAAGGCCAUUGAACAGGCUGGUAUGAUGAUGAAGGAGCAAAAGAAGAUGCCAGAGGCCAUUCAGUACAUAGAGAAAGCCUGUAUGAUGUACAUGGAGAAUGGGACUCCUGACACUGCUGCCAUGGCUCUGGACCGCGCUGGAAAACUGAUAGAGCCUAUAAACCUUGAGAAAGCUGUGGACCUGUAUCAGAAGGCAGCUGGCGUGUUUGAGAAUGAGGAUCGUCUACGUCAGGCAGUUGAACUGCUGGGAAAAGCCUCCAGACUUCUGGUCAGGUUAAAAAGGUUGGAUGAAGCAGCAGUCGCUCUGCAGAAAGAGAAGAACAUGUACAAGGAAAUUGAGAACUUCCCCAUGUGCUUCAAGAAAACUACUGCUCAAGUGCUGAUUCACCUCCACAGAGGGGACUACGUAGCAGCUGAUAAGUGUGUCAGAGAAAGUUACAGUCUGCCCGGCUACAGUGGAAGCGAAGAUUGCGUUGCCAUGGAGACGCUAUUGCAGGGCUACGACGAGCAGGACGAGGACCAGGUGUACCGCGUGUGCAACUCACCUUUGCUGAAGUACAUGGACAAUGAUUAUGCCAAGCUGGCUAUUUCCCUGAGGGUACCUGGAGGAGGAGCAAAGAAGAAGAAGGCUGCAGCAGCUCCACAAGGCGGCACUAGCGGGGCACCAGCUCCUGCCGAGGAGGAGGAUGAUUAUGAGGGAGGGCUGUGUUAGCCUUCAGCCUCCGACUCGACCCAUCUGCUACUGCACCACUGCACCCCUCUGUGUACGAGUUAAAAACCUUGACAGACCCCGUCAGCUCUGAAACCCACAUGUGUGGCUGUUUGAUCUUUAUUGUGCAAAAAAGAAAAAUUAAGAAAAAAGCUAAUGUAAAACAGUUACAGGUGGUGUUGCAGAAGAGUCGGUUCAUUUAAGAAGCCUUUUAAUUUGUGUUUGUUCGAGGUGGAUCCUCAGUGUAAUGAAAAAUCUUUAAUGUUCAAUAAUGUAUGAAAGCUUGUUGUAUGUGAGUGUUCUAUUAUUUCUUGUCUGUGAAGCUGUAAAUUCUGCUGUUAUAGUUCGUGGGUAGAGUCUUCAGAUUGCCAUAGUUAUAUUAAAAUCAGAAACACUCUAAAUAUCCUGGAAUGGGUUGAUCGACGUAUAGGUGUUUUAUUUGUACAGAGUUAAUUUAUUCAGUAUUCGUGGCUGCGGCCUGUUGAAAAUGUUACUGGAACAAUAUAUGCAAUCGGUUUGUUAAUGCAUGUCUGGAACAACGGCAAAUCAAAGCUAUGAACUUGUGAUUAUUAAUGCUUAAAAAUGAUCGGCACUAUUGUCUUCAGCACUAGCCCUUUUUGGAGUUAUUAAAAUUUGUUUAAAGAACAGCACAGUUCCUGAUGGCACAGCUUGUAGCCAUCAUAGACUGUUUUGUUCCUCUACCUCGAGGUGUGUGCAUCAUCUUCAACCUUUAAACUUAAAAAUAAUAAUGGCUGUGUCUUCCAACCUAAAACAUAAAAAAAGGGAUCAUGCAGUGGUGUGUUCAGUGUUCCCAUUGAUUUCCUUCUCAAUGCUGAAUUUGUGUAUUUGUGAUUUAGCUUGCUGCACACUGUAAGAGGGAGACUAUUGAGAUAAAUUACAAGCCAAUUACAUUUGAUUCUGAUACCACAUGACUAAAGCUGAUAAAGGGAUUGUUUACAUUUUUAUUUUUUUUAUUUUUGUUAUUGCCCACUUCUUGGAUAUUCCUCGAAAGCAUAUCUCCAAACUUUGCACAUGCAUCAAUAAACAUUUCCAGUGUGUGGCAUUA